Messenger RNA from Arabidopsis arenosa, 3515 nucleotides. NCBI's taxonomy places the organism in Eukaryota, Viridiplantae, Streptophyta, Magnoliopsida, Brassicales, Brassicaceae. The record is from the annotation of a GenBank genome assembly.
CCGAUUCUCUUCCUUGUUUCAGUUUGAUCCGACUACUCAAAGCUUUUUCUGUUCAUGGUUUCCUCCAUCAUCGCAGUUGCACAAGGCAAAAAGAUGGAGCUAGAACCCAAGAAAUCACUAUCUGCUGACAUGCCAUCUUUGCUGAGUAGAUCAUCUGAAGCUUUUAAUGGAGGGAGUGGAUAUCCUUCUGCAAGUGAUCUCAGCAUGUUCUCAAGCUCAUUGCCCACACUUUUUCAUGAAAAGCUGAAUAUGACUGAUUCAGAUAGUUGGCUCUCCUUUGAUGAUAGUUCACCCAAUUUGAAUAAACUUGGCAUAGGAAACUCAGAGAAGGAUUCUUUGGAAGAUGUUGAGCCCGAUUCUUUAGAAAUCUUGCUGCCUGAGGAUGAAAAUGAGCUCCUUCCUGGUCUCAUUGAUGAGCUUAAUUUUACCGGGUUGCCUGAUGAAGAUCUUGAAGAGUGUGAUGUCUUUUGCACAGGAGGGGGUAUGGAGUUGGAUGUUGAAUCCCAAGAUAAUCAUGCUGUUGAUACGUCAGGGAUGCAGAUUUCUGAUCGCGGUGCUGCAAAUGCAUUUGUUCCUCGUAAACGUCCCAAUACGGCUGGUAGAGUUUCAGUGGAACAUCCGAACGGUGAACAUCCUUCAAGGACAUUAUUUGUGAGGAAUAUCAACAGCAGUGUUGAGGAUUCUGAGUUAAGCGCCCUUUUUGAGCCCUUUGGGGAGAUCAGAAGUUUGUAUACUGCAUGCAAAAGCAGGGGUUUUGUAAUGAUAUCCUACUACGAUAUUCGAGCUGCUCAUGCCGCAAUGCGUGCACUACAGAAUACACUCUUAAGAAAAAGGACACUAGACAUUCACUUUUCCAUUCCUAAAGAAAAUCCAUCAGAGAAGGAUAUGAAUCAAGGAACUCUAGUGAUUUUUAAUGUGGACACAACAGUAUCGAACGACGAGCUCCUUCAGCUGUUCGGUGCCUAUGGUGAAAUAAGAGAGAUUAGAGAAACCCCGAACAGGCGAUUCCACAGGUUCAUUGAGUACUAUGAUGUUAGAGAUGCAGAGACAGCCUUGAAAGCACUGAAUAGAAGCGAGAUAGGUGGAAAAUGUAUAAAGCUCGAACUUAGUCGUCCUGGAGGGGCUCGUCGACUGUCGGUCCCGUCACAAAGUCAAGAUUUGGACAGAAACGAAGUUACAAAUUUCUACAAUCAAGUAGGUUCACAUGUUGCUAAUUCUCCACCAGGUAACUGGCCAAUUGGCAGCCCAGUGAAGGGCUCUCCUUCGCAUGCCUUUACGAGGCCACAUGGUCUAGGAAUGGUCAGGCCAGUUAACUCAGAUAAUAUGCCGGGACUUGCUUCAAUUCUUCCUGCUCAUCCCUCUAGCUUUCAUGGAUUUUCACCAGUCAGUAAUGACCAAGGGCUAUUGAAUCAUCCAAACCAAACUAUUCUGAAUAAGGGAUUGAUGCACAACAUUUCCUAUGGGCAACCUCAUUCUUUGCCAGAGCAUAUAACAGGGGGAAUUUCCAACUCCAUGAGAUUUAUAGCUCCACACUCAGGAUUUGGGACUUCAUCUGAUCACCGCUAUCGCUGGGGAAGCCCUCCCCAGCAUAUGAAUUAUCCUGGUUACACUGGAGUGUCAUCGUCAUCGUCAUCUACUGAACGUCCUUUCACUGUCAGGCAAGGUUUUCCAUUUUCUGAGAGGCAAGCUUCAUUGCUUGGAAAAUACCAGCAUCAUGUGGGCUCUGCUCCCUCAAGCAUUCAUGUUAAUACCCAAAUGAAUUGCUACCCGGGAUCACCAGAGAUACCCCUUGGAUUUGGUGAUAUGGGAAUCAACAGAAACUAUAUCAAUGCUCAUGGAAAAGCAAACCUUGGUGUUAGUCUACCGGGAAACCGAAGUGAACAGGAUUUCACUGGCUUUGGAAUGUCUUCACUGCCUACAGUUCCUUUCGGUGGGAGUAGAGGAUUACAAUCAGUAAGGCCUGAACCUUUUGCUGACCAGGGUAGGAUCCAUAACCACGAGACUCACAGCCAGAAUCAGUUCAUAGAUGGUGGGAGAUAUCAUAUCGACUUGGAUAGGAUUGCUAGUGGAGAUGAAAUCCGGACUACAUUAAUCAUUAAUAACAUCCCAAACAAGUACACUUACAAGAUGCUGGUGGCUGAAAUUGACGAAAAGCACAAGGGAGACUAUGACUUUCUAUGCUUGCCGACAGACUUUAAGAAUAAGUGCAACAUGGGUCACGCUUUUAUCAACAUGGUCUCUCCAUUGCACAUCGUUCCCUUCCAACAGACUUUCAGUGGUAAAAUAUGGGAGAAAUUCAACAGUGGGAAAGUUGCUUCAUUGGCAUAUGCAGAGAUCCAAGGAAAGUCUGCUCUUGCGUCAUACAUGCAGACUCCAAGUUCUAUGAAGGAAGAAAAGCAAUUGUUUCCGGAAGUCUCCUACCAUGAUGAGGGUCAAGGCGCCAAUGAUCCCGAGCAACUAUUUUCAAGCAUUUGGAACAUAACCGCGCCUGAUUCAGAUUGGUCUUACACAACGGAUCUUAUCGAGGGAGAACAACAUCUAUCCAUGGUUUCAAUGGCGGAUCAGACUUUUCUACAACCUUUCCUAGGCAAACCCACCACCAAAGGCUUAGCAUCGGAAUCGGAUUCAGGUAUUAUUCUGCGGCUUUUCUCUCUACUUCUCGUCGGAGCAAUCUCUUUGUGGGCAAACCAUGAGGCUUCAAAAGGUUUCUCCAUAAGUAUCAUCAACGAUGCUAAAGAUUCUCCUUCUGGAAAACGAUUCGCCCUUUUCUUUGAAUCUGAUGAUACUGCAGUGCGGAUUUUGCUCGAUACUAGCUUCUUUGUGGAGAGGUUUCUCUACGAGGGUGUUCCUCAUCGUCUCCGGAAGCCUGUAAACCAUGUUACCGUCCGAUUCUGUGGAAACAGCAGUGAUAGAGUAGAUAGGUUCUCGGUAACUUCAGGUGCAAGUCAUGGAGAGUAUGUGAUCAGAUUAAGCUCAUCUUUAAUGGAAAGAAGUAAGUUUAGCAACGCCGUGGAAUCUGCAUUGCGACGUUCUAUGGUUAGGAUAUGGCUAUGGGGAGACGAGUCAGGAGCUUCGCCGGAGCUUGUAGCCGGCAUGGUGGAGUAUCUGGUUGUGGAGAGCCGAAAACAACGUAGUUUUGAUGAGUUAGGUGGACAUUGGAAGGAUAAGGAGUCUUCUAAGUCUGUGUCUGUGGUUAGCUUCUUGGAUUACUGUGAACGACGUAGGGAAGGGUUCAUCCGACGGUUGAACCAUGGGAUGAGACUUAGGUGGGAUGAUCGGACGGUGGAUCUUGCUUCGAGUGGUGCGUGUGGUUCACGCAAGGGUGUGUUGCGUGAGCUUAAGAUGGACGACAGUGGAUUGAUAAUUGAGAGAUGAACAUGAUUGGUUCUCAUGCUGUCUUAUUGUAGCACACAUGGCUCCAUGUCAUAAUUCAAUGUGUAUAAUUCAACUUCUUUAUUUAUCCUCAGAAAAUUAUUUGUUUUUCCCUCUCGAGUAAAUAAAAGAAAUUUAGUCUA